AUGGCAGGGCACUUGGGUCGAGAACUGGGGCGUUCGUACCCCUUCCCUGUCCAAGGCCUCCAUCUUAACAACCUUCCUGCCGUCCCUCAUCAUGAAACUGCUGGGGGCUUCUUGCCUGAAGCCUUCAAUGGGGCGACUCCUGGACAGGGCUAUAGUUUUAAACCUGACUAUGGGCCACAGGGAGGGAUAAUGGAGUCCCUCCCUGGUGGAGGAGAUGUUCCUAGAGUGUGGUACCCGUUUCCCACUGGUGGGGAUGCCUGGGGUCACCAUCCGGGGGUGGUGAUGGGGCCUUAUGGGGUCACUCAGGCUGACGAGGCCUGCCCAGGGCCAAAGCCUGACAUCAAGGUAGAACCUGACUGUGACCAACCAGGGCCCUACUACGGGCACCCUUGGGCGGGAGGCUGUCUUGUGCCUCCCACCUUAGCCCGUACAGCACCUGGCAACAGCCAAGAGGCUCUGUCACCUGCCUAUGAUCUCCAGCCUCCCAGCAGCCCUGUGAGCCAGCAUGAGGAGGUAGGCAGUGCUGACAGCAGCCCUCGAAGUGAUGGCAGCAGAAGUCCGGAGGAGCCCAUGGCCCCUGGAGAAGUCAAAGAAGAAGCAGGCAGUGGAGAUGAGGAGAUUCCCACCUCAGAAGAACUGGAACAGUUUGCCAAGGAACUGAAACACAAAAGAAUCACUUUGGGCUUCACUCAGGCAGAUGUGGGACUUGCCCUGGGAGUGCUGUACGGGAAGAUGUUCAGCCAGACUACCAUCUGCCGCUUUGAGGCCCUGCAGCUCAGCUUCAAGAACAUGUGCAAACUGAAGCCGCUUCUUCAGCGCUGGUUGCACGAGGCAGACAGCAAUGAAAACUUACAGCAGUUAUGCUCCUCGGAGUCGGCCAUGAUCCAGGCUCGGAAACGCAAACGUACCAGCAUUGAGACCACCGUGCGGGGCUCGCUUGAGACUUACUUUCUGCGCUGCCCCAAGCCGAACUUGCAGGAGAUCUCACAGAUUGCUGAUGACCUCCACUUGGAGAAGGAUGUCGUCCGGGUUUGGUUCUGCAAUCGCCGCCAGAAGGGCAAGCGCAACUUAGGAGCUGGCUCUCGGGAUGAAUUUGACGGUCCUGCUCUGCAGCCGCCUUUCCCUCAUGGCCCACUUCAAGCUCAGCCCCCUGGGCUCAGCCCCACCCACCACCAGCUAGCCCCUCCUCCCCAUCCCCAGGGCUAUAACACAGCUGCCUUCGCUGCCCUUUACCUCCCACAGUUCCAUGAAGGAGACCCCUUUGUCCCCCCCACAUCUGGCACCCCCGUUAUGGGCCACCCAAUGCAUUCAAGCUGA
Eublepharis macularius is the source of this 1317-nucleotide messenger RNA. It is a transcript of the gene POU5F1, whose product is annotated as POU class 5 homeobox 1. The record is from RefSeq and is a predicted model, not a curated record. The coding region runs from base 1 to 1317 and encodes 438 amino acids. NCBI's taxonomy places the organism in Eukaryota, Metazoa, Chordata, Lepidosauria, Squamata, Eublepharidae. The transcript is spliced from 5 exons. Gene Ontology annotation, molecular function: DNA-binding transcription factor activity, RNA polymerase II-specific; RNA polymerase II cis-regulatory region sequence-specific DNA binding. Gene Ontology annotation, biological process: regulation of transcription by RNA polymerase II.